AUGUCAACUCCUACCACAGCAGAGACCUACCAUCAAUCUUUUGUUAAGAAUAAAUUAAUUCAACUUGAACUCGAGUUUGAACAUCAUCAUUUUUUGCUGUCACUUUCAUAUGACAGACACAUUGCAAUAACACAUUUAUACAGAGAUAGAAAUAACAACAAAAAGAAGACCAUGGUUAGCAAAGCGCAAAUAGGAUUGUUAGCAACGGUUAUUGGUGUUGGUGGAUUUAUUUUCUACAUUCAUACCGAUCAACAAGAUGCAAGACUUAAAAUGAGACAAGCAGUUAUUAAAGAUAUUGAAAGAGAAAAGUGGAAAGAGGUUAAUAGAAAUCAACAAAAGAAUUAA
This is a messenger RNA of Cavenderia fasciculata, 345 nucleotides long. RefSeq lists its product as uncharacterized. The transcript is spliced from 3 exons. The coding region runs from base 1 to 345 and encodes 114 amino acids. The record is from RefSeq and is a predicted model, not a curated record. Lineage: Eukaryota; Evosea; Eumycetozoa; Acytosteliales; Cavenderiaceae.